CUUGUAAAAUUUAAUUAGAUAAAAAUUUAAGUUUCUUGUUACGAAUUAUUGCUUUGAUUUGAUAUAAUUUCGAUUCGACGUUUUUGUUAAAAACACUGGAACCAAAAUACACACAUUUUGUACCGCCUCAAGUUUAAUCACAAACCUAGACACUUAUGAUAAGUUUCGCCGGAAUAGAUUACAAUGUUGAAUAAAAAUAGAAGUGUUUUCUCUAGACUCAAAGUAAAAAAUCAGUGCCUCUAUAAAUACUUUUCAUCGAGUAGCAGUACAGGAGAAAUAGAUGUACCAUUCACAAAUGGUUCAACAUUAAAACUCUCGACCGGACGGUACGCAAGAUUUGCUGAUGGAGCCUGUGUCGCGACACUUGGGAAUACCAGUAUUCUUUCUACUGUUGUGUCUAAAACAAAAUCAGCAUCAAGCUCAUUCCUCCCCUUAGUAGUCGACUACAGACAGAAAGCUGCAGCCGCUGGUAGAAUACCGACAAAUUAUUUACGAAAAGAACUAGGGCCAACUGAACGAGAAAUAUUAACAUCACGCCUCAUAGAUCGAUCAUUACGACCCCUAUUCCCUCAUGGAUAUAAUUUUGAUACUCAAAUAGUUUGUAACAUGUUAGCAGUAGAUAGCACAAACCCCCCAGAGACUAUUGCAAUCAAUGCAGCAAGUGCAGCCCUGGCUGUGUCUGAUGUACCAUGGAAUGGACCAGUGGGUGCUGUCAGAAUUGGUCACAUUGACAAUGAAAUUGUUAUGAAUCCAACAAGAAAGGAUCUUGAGAAGUCAACACUAAACCUUAUAGUAGCGGCUACUACAGGCAACCUUGUGGUGAUGCUGGAGGGGUUUGCCAACGACAUACUCCAGCAGGAUCUACUGAAAGCCAUCAAAUUAGGAACCAAAGAAGCACAACACAUAGUAAGAUCUAUUGAAAAACUGCAGAAAUCUCAUGGGAAGAGUAAAAGAGAAUAUGAAACUUUGCUACCGUUGGACCAAAAUAUUGUAGAUUCCAUUAAAACAUUAUCCACUAUGAAAAUAAGAGAAAUAUUGAGUGACUUCAGUCACGACAAGACAAGUCGCGACGUGGCCAUUUCAGACCUCCGGCAGACUGUUCUCAAUCAGAUGAGAGACACGGAAGCUGACAUUAAUCUGCUGCAGGACUGCUUCAACAGCCACCUCCGACAGAUCUUCAGAGAUAUGAUAUUUGAGACCGACACACGCUGUGACGGACGGAUGUUGGAUGAUUUGAGAAAUAUUAGUUGUGAGGUGUCGUUAUAUGAACCACUACAUGGCAGUGCCUUAUUCCAACGCGGCCAGACUCAGGUGCUCUGUACUGUGGCAUUUGAUUCGCUAGAAAGCGCUAUGAAAAUGGAUCCGCUGACUAUGAUAACAAGUGGUCUAAAAGAGAAAAGUUUCUUCCUGCACUACGAGUUUCCGUCGUACGCGACCGGCGAGACGGGGCGGGCGGGGUCGCGGCGGGAGGCGGGGCACGGCGCGCUGGCAGAGCGGGCUCUGCUGCCGCUGGUGCCGCCCCCGCGCUGCGCCACCCGCCUCACCGCCGAGGUGCUGGAGAGCAACGGUUCAAGUUCCAUGGCGUCAGUGUGCGGCGGCUCGCUGGCGCUGAUGGACGCGGGGGUAGAGCUGGCCGCGCCCGCCGCCGGCGUCGCCAUAGGGCUGGUGUCCCGGCCUGACGAACAAGGACACAUAGCGGACUACAGGAUACUCACUGAUUUGUUAGGUAUAGAAGACUACAUGGGCGACAUGGACUUCAAAGUAGCGGGCACUAAGAAGGGGAUCACGGCGCUUCAGGCGGACGUGAAGUUACCGGGCCUGCCGCUCAAGGUCGUCAUGGAGUCAGUGCAGAAAGCCUGCGACGGCAAGAGCAAGAUCAUCGAUAUCAUGAACAAGUGCUUAGAUAAACCCAGACAAGGACGCAAAGAGAACAUGCCAGUGCUGGAGGAGAUGGAGGUGGAGGUGCACAAGCGGGCCAAGCUGCUCGGGGUGGGGGGGAUCAAUCUCAAGAGACUGUAUGUGGAGACUGGAGUACAGAUAACGCCAAUAGACGAGACGCGGUACAGCGUGUUCGCGCCGUCGCAGGCCGCCAUGGACGAGGCACGCGCGCGCAUCGACGCCGCGCUCACCGCUGACCGCGCGCCGGAACUCGAGUUCGGAGCCAUAUACACCGCCAAGGUGGUGGAGGUGCGUGACAUCGGCGUGAUGGUGACGCUGUUCCCCAACAUGGCGCCCGCGCUCGUGCACAACUCGCAGCUCGACCACAGAAAGAUAAUGCACCCAUCAGUGCUUGGACUGGAGGUGGGGUCGGAGAUCCAGGUGAAGUACUUCGGUCGCGACCCGGUGUCGGGCCAGCUGCGGCUGUCCAAGAAGGUGCUCAGCUCGCCCCCGCCAGCCAUCGUCAGAAAACUCGACAAGAGCUAGAAGGAAACUGUCACUUUUUGGAUGUACGAUAUAUGGACGCUGUUAAGCAUUUGUGCACCAUCCUACAACAAAAUUACG
This is a messenger RNA of Aricia agestis (brown argus), 2502 nucleotides long. It is a transcript of the gene PNPase, whose product is annotated as polyribonucleotide nucleotidyltransferase 1, mitochondrial. Gene Ontology annotation, biological process: mitochondrial RNA 3'-end processing; mitochondrial mRNA catabolic process. Lineage: Eukaryota; Metazoa; Arthropoda; Insecta; Lepidoptera; Lycaenidae. Gene Ontology annotation, cellular component: mitochondrion; cytosol. Gene Ontology annotation, molecular function: polyribonucleotide nucleotidyltransferase activity; 3'-5'-RNA exonuclease activity; RNA binding. The coding region runs from base 184 to 2424 and encodes 746 amino acids. The record is from RefSeq and is a predicted model, not a curated record. The transcript has 14 exons.